Prinia subflava (tawny-flanked prinia) is the source of this 2759-nucleotide messenger RNA. It is a transcript of the gene RAB37, whose product is annotated as RAB37, member RAS oncogene family. The transcript is spliced from 9 exons. The record is from RefSeq and is a predicted model, not a curated record. The coding region runs from base 584 to 1366 and encodes 260 amino acids. Gene Ontology annotation, molecular function: GTPase activity; GTP binding. NCBI's taxonomy places the organism in Eukaryota, Metazoa, Chordata, Aves, Passeriformes, Cisticolidae. Gene Ontology annotation, biological process: regulation of exocytosis.
GGGGGCUGCGAGCAGCCGGGGGAGCCGCGGGCGCCUCUGGACUGGCUCCACACCGGCUGCCGGCACCGGGCCCGCUCCCUGCCGGCCUCCCCGCUCACGGGGCACACCCGGGGCACACCCGGGCCUCGCCGGGGCUGCAGCAGAUGGGGCAAACCUCCCAGCCCGGGGUGGCUGCUGCGGUGGGAGCGGGAGCGCCAGCCCCGCUGUCCCGGCGUGGCACGGUGGGGUUUGGCAGCACCGGGGUCUCCAAGCCCACACUCUGCGAGGGACGGGGUGUCUGUCCGUUCGUGGGGUGAGCAGCUCCUCCUCUCCCCACGCGUGUGUCCGGAGGGAUGUCCCGGAGCUCUGCCACCGCCAAGCGCGGCCGAGCCGCCGGCAAACCCAAGCACCGCGGGGUCCCGGUGUGGGGGUGCUGUGGGACAGGCUCCCGCUCUUCAGCCUCUUCCUCCUCAUCGCGGGCUGGGCAGGGAGGCGGCCGGGGCACGGCCUCGGGGGUGGCAUCGGCCUCGGAGGAGGAGGAAGAGGAGGAAGAAGGCGGGUGGGGCCGCGGCGCCGGGACUCGGCGGCUCCGCUCGGACGCGCCAUGGGCGGCCCCGAGGGGGCGGCGGGGACCGAGACCCCGGAGGGGAGCGGGGAUCCCCCGGAGGGGAGCGGGGAUCUCCCGAAGAGCAGCGGGGAUCCCCCGGCGCUGCCCCGGGACUGCGAACUGUCCGGCAAGGUGAUGUUGCUUGGAGACUCGGGCGUGGGGAAAACCUGCUUCCUGCUCCAGUUCAAAGACGGGGCCUUUCUCUCCGGGACGUUCAUAGCCACCGUGGGCAUAGACUUCAGGAACAAAGUGGUGGCUGUGGAUGGUGUGAAGGUGAAGUUGCAGGGCUGGGAGCCACAGCAGCAGCUCGGGGAGGCUGCUCUCCCUGCUCUCACCAGGGCAGUCUCUCGGCAGAUUUGGGACACUGCAGGGCAGGAGCGUUUCCGCAGCGUCACCCAUGCCUACUACCGGGAUGCCCAAGCCUUGCUCCUGCUCUACGAUAUCACCAGCAAGAUGUCCUUUGACAACAUCCGCGCCUGGCUGACGGAGAUCCACGAGUACGCCCAGAAGGACGUGGUCAUCAUGCUGCUGGGCAAUAAGGCUGAUGUGAGCAGCGAGAGGGCUGUGAGGACAGAGGAUGGAGCAUCACUGGCCAGGGAGUAUGGAGUGCCUUUCAUGGAGACGAGUGCCAAGACUGGCAUGAACGUGGAGCUGGCCUUCCUGGCCAUUGCCAAGGAGCUGAAGCAGCGCGCGGUGCAGCCCCUGGAUGAGCCCCGCUUCCAGAUCCAUGAUUACAUCGAGUCACAGAAGAAGAAAUCCAGCUGCUGUGCCUUCUCCUGAGGGUGGCCCAGAGGAGCUGGCAGGCCUGGGGGCCCAGGCAGGAGGCAGAGCGGGGCCCAAUCCUGCCCUCAAGCACUGGAGGGAACCAAGCCCUGACAAGCCAAGGUGGAUGGGACAGCACAGUGGAGCAGAGUGCAUGAGGAGGGCUCUUGCCCUGGUGCCAGGAUUCAGAUCCUCCUCUCUGCAGAGCAGUGACCUGUGUGCCACCGUGGGAAUCACUGUGGUGUGGGGACUGCCAGCCUGGCCACUGAACAAUGGUGAUCCAUCACCUCCAUCACAUGAGCAGGGUGCAGGACACAGCCACACACCUCACUGAGGGACCCCUGGAGCGGCUCAAGGGGCUGUGCCAUGGAUGAGCCCCCUUGCAGCCCCCAGUCCUGUCCUCCCCUGCAGCUAUUCCUGCUCACAGCGCUGCUUUUGUCCAACUGGAAGGGUCUGGUCCAGCCCCCGUGCCCCUGGUGCUGCCAGGCUCUGGCUCCCCUCCAAGGAACCUCAGCUGUGCCCCCUCAGGCUGCCCCACACCCCAAUGCCUGUGGCUCUUCACUCCUGUAGUUGUUGCCAAUGGCUUUUAUCCUCCUGCCACCACAAAGGGAGUGAUGUCCUCACUGAAUCCUGGCUCUGCUCAGGGGAAGGGCUGGGAUGGGGAAGGGUCCAGCCAAACCUGCUCCCUGCCCACACAGCUGGUGUGAGAAGUAAAAUUCCCCUGGCAGCAUCUGAGCAAUGCUUGGGGCACUUCUGGUACACACAGCAAUUUGGAAACACUUUGCUUCCUCCAUGUUGUAGCCACAGAAAUUAGAGAAUUAAUUUUUUUUUUUUAACAAGAAAAGGCUUUUUUGUUUCAACACCUCCAGACGAAACCAUCUCCAGCCUCAUGCAGGAGAUGCCCAUGGUGGCACCACCUGGGGUGAUACCCCAGCCCUGCCACCUCCCAGGCCAGGCUGGGUUUCUCUCCCAUCACUGCCCAUGUAGUACAACCAUGCCUUCCUGCUGCUGGCAAAUAGCAGCUGGAACCCACUCUCUGGUGACCAGAGCUUUCAGCCAGCCACCACUGCUCCGCUGGGCACUGGGAGGGCUCAGGGACACCCCCGGUGCUCAGCCCAGCUCUGUUGCUCCCUUGAGCACACUGUCCACUCCCCUGAGCACUACCCAGAGCAGUCAGAUGGUGAAUAUUCAGUUGUGUAGCUGAAGCACUGAUGCAGAGAGCAGCUGUGGAGGGUAUGGCACUGCUGCACGUAGGAGCCAGGGACUGUCCAGCACAUCUGUCCCCAUCUGUGUCUUCCCUGGCCCUGCGCCUGACCGCUCGUGUCUCACCUGCCCCUGUGCCUCCUUCACCUUUGCUCUGUCCCUGGGUCUCUCUUUGCAAGUUUACAGAUUAAAGCUGAGUAUUUUUGAG